Messenger RNA from Lycium ferocissimum, 912 nucleotides. Its product is annotated as MADS-box transcription factor 27-like. NCBI's taxonomy places the organism in Eukaryota, Viridiplantae, Streptophyta, Magnoliopsida, Solanales, Solanaceae. Gene Ontology annotation, molecular function: DNA-binding transcription factor activity, RNA polymerase II-specific; protein dimerization activity; RNA polymerase II cis-regulatory region sequence-specific DNA binding. The record is from RefSeq and is a predicted model, not a curated record. The transcript is spliced from 2 exons. Bases 366 to 644 code for a protein of 92 amino acids. Gene Ontology annotation, biological process: positive regulation of transcription by RNA polymerase II.
AAGCAACUCUUUUGUCUGUAUCUUAGUUUUGGUUAUGACCUCAUCUUGCACGUACUUACAAAACCAUCUUUUGAAAUAUAGGGUUUCAUCAAAACAAGCGGUUUUUCUCAUAUAUCCUUAUAGCCAGCGCUGACCAUAAAUUUUUUACCAACCAAUCACUUCAUUUUCGUCUAAAACAGCAACUCCUCUCAUUUUCUUGACCAGUACUCCCAUCUGGUAAGGUGAAAUAGAAAGGCAACCAUACUACUUCAAUUUUGGAUUUAACCAAUUAACAAGCAAAUAAUUGGUUUGGUUAUUUGUCGUUAACAAUUGAUUUCUGAAGCAGAAGCUGAAAGCUAGGUGUUGAAGCGGUGAAGAAGUAAACUAUGGCAAGAGGGAAAAUCGCGAUCAAAAGAAUUGACAAUCCAGCAAGCAGGCAGGUGACGUUCUCAAAACGAAAAAGCGGCUUAGUGAAGAAAGCUAAGGAACUAGCUAUCCUUUGUGAUGCUGAAGUUGGUGUCACAAUCUUUUCCAGUACUGGCCGACUCUACGAAUACUCAAGUACCAGCUGUAUCAUUGGCUACCCCUCUGCUCAAUAUUUCUCGUUGCACAUUAUUGAAUCAGCAACUGCUUCAAACGCUGCCUUCUUUUUCACCUUUCUUUGAGCCGAGGGUCUAUCGGAAACCACCUCUCUACCUUCUCAAGAUAGGGGUAAGGUAUGCGUACACUCUACCCUUCUCAGGCCCCACUUGUGGGAUCACAUUGGGUUGUUGUUGUUGUUCAACUGCUUCAAACGAAUAUUCAGAAAUAUUCAGUUUAGCUGGGAUUCAAUUCUCCGAGACCCCCAUUCCAGACAAGAAUAAAAAAAGAGAAGCAUUUAUAGUACAAUCCUUCAACUUAAUACUCAACCACAUAUAUUGUUUAUUAGAGUUC